Molecule: messenger RNA, 1876 nt
Organism: Momordica charantia (bitter melon)
Lineage: Eukaryota; Viridiplantae; Streptophyta; Magnoliopsida; Cucurbitales; Cucurbitaceae
Product: protein RETICULATA, chloroplastic
Biological process (GO): plant organ development
Cellular component (GO): chloroplast inner membrane
Source: RefSeq, a predicted model, not a curated record
ACGCGCGGGACCGCUACGCUUGCUGCCACUGCCACCCAACAAACUUAUAGCGCCACUUUCUAAAGUUAAAAAAAGAGAGGCAGGGGCAGAAGUAGAAGAAGAAUCUAAUCAUUUAUGAUAUAGUUUCACCGGAACCUUCGCGGCUGUGCUCCGCCGUCGCCUCCGCCUCCGAUAUAGUUUUUAUCUGAAUGACAGCGACUUCCUGAAUCGAAUUUGUUCGAUUUCCGUUUCUUUAGCUUCUUCGCGGUUCGCCGGAGAGUUAUAAAUUGGUCGACAAUUCGGAGUUGAAUUCUCUACUAUGGCCGUGUUUGGAACAUCGUACUGUUUAGAGUUCGGGAAUGAAGUGAUUUUGGGGAAGAUGUGGAGCCAGGAGGCGGUUUUUGGCUGCAGGAGCUUCAGGAGUUUGGUGAAGGAGGUCGCUUAUCCAGUUGCGGUUAGAAAGAGUAUUGGGAGAUGCAUCUCUCGGAAAAGGAAAGAUAAGUUUUCGGUGAUGAUGGAUUUUUCGCAGUCGCAUAUUGAUUCGGAAGCUCCUGCGGCUGCUGUAACUAUUCUGAAGGAAGGGGAUGACUCAAUUGGAGAUAAGGAUCUCAGAAUUUUAGAGAUAUCAAAAGUGGACAAUGAUAUCCAGGGAGAUGUAAUUGAUGGCAACGGUGGGAAUGGAACUUAUAAUCACGGUGGAGGAGGUGGUGGCGGGAGUGGCGGCGAUGACAACAGCGGAGACAAAGAAGACGAGGAGGAAUUUGGCCCAAUUAUGAAAUUUGAGGAGGUGAUGAAAGAGAUGGAAUCACGAGGGGUGACCCUUCCUUCAGAUAUGUUAGAGGCAGCAAAGAGCGUGGGAAUUCGCAAACUGCUUUUGCUUAGAUAUUUGGAGAUGCAGGGUUUAGGCUGGCCUCUUGGCUUUUUGAUGAAAUCCUGCUCUAUGAUUCGAAAUCGGGUGCUGGCGGAUCCAUCAUUUUUCUUCAAAGUUGGCGUGGAGUUAGUUAUUGAUUCUUGCUGUGCUACUUUUGCGGAAGUUCAAAAGAGAGGCAAAGAUUUCUGGACAGAAUUUGAGCUUUACCUUGCUGAUAUUUUGGUUGGCGUGGCAGUUAACUUUGCUUUGGUUGCCUUGUUGGCACCUUAUGCUCGUUUUGGGCAACCAUCUGUGUCAAAAGGUUUCCUUGGACGCAUUCAACAUGCUUGUGGAGCGUUACCAAGCAGUGUAUUUGAAGCUGAACGACCAGGAUGCAGAUUUUCUAUACAACAAAGAAUUGCCACAUUUUUCUAUAAGGGAUUUGUGUAUGGUGCAGUAGGAUUUGGAUGUGGAAUAAUCGGCCAAGGCAUUGCAAAUUUAAUAAUGACCGCAAAAAGGAGCAUAAAGAAAUCUGAAAACGAUGUACCAGUACCACCUCUCUUCAAGAGUGCAGCUCUUUGGGGUGUUUUCCUUGCAAUAUCUUCGAAUACGCGCUAUCAGAUCAUCAAUGGACUAGAGCGCGUAGUUGAAUCAUCACCAUUAGCAAAGCACAUUCCAGCAGUUGCUUUGGCUUUCACUGUUGGUAUACGGUUUGGCAAUAACGUGUAUGCUGGAAUGCAAUUUGUCGACUGGGCUAGAUGGAGUGGAGUGCAGUAAGACCAUCUUAAUUAUAAUGGCAUGUCCUUUGUAUCUCUGGGAACCCCUGGAGUUGGAAAAAUAAGAAAGAAAAGGUGCCACACUCUAAUAGCCUAAAAUCUCGAUUCACUAAAGCCAUCCUCUUGGAUCUCUUGGGGUAUGGAACAUGGUCCCCCCCCCCAACCACAGUGUAACUUAUAUUUCAAAAUUUACUGUAAUUGUCUCCUCAGAACUGCUGUAAAACCAAUAUCCUGUAGCAAUAAAAAGUUGACAAGGUUCGUGAAUAUUUAA